This is a messenger RNA of Ambispora leptoticha, 233 nucleotides long. The record is from the annotation of a GenBank genome assembly. NCBI's taxonomy places the organism in Eukaryota, Fungi, Glomeromycota, Glomeromycetes, Archaeosporales, Ambisporaceae.
CCGCUCAAAAGGCUCUCAAAACAGGCAUUAAAAGCAUGCUUGUCUUUACGAGGGAGGGUGAAGAAGCAUAUGAAAAAGAGUUUAAUUUUAAGAAUACUUGUUCAUUUUUAAUGGGAAAAUCACUUGGUGGAAUAUUCGAUGGUGAAAGAAUAAGAAUAGAACUUAGAAAAGAAUUACAAAAGUAUGAAAAAGAAUUAGAGGAAGGAGAUGAGAAAGUGAAAAACCUUCCUUGA